Lineus longissimus is the source of this 938-nucleotide messenger RNA. RefSeq names its product nucleoside diphosphate kinase 6-like. The record is from RefSeq and is a predicted model, not a curated record. The coding region runs from base 126 to 716 and encodes 196 amino acids. The transcript has 5 exons. Gene Ontology annotation, biological process: GTP biosynthetic process; UTP biosynthetic process; CTP biosynthetic process. Lineage: Eukaryota; Metazoa; Nemertea; Pilidiophora; Heteronemertea; Lineidae. Gene Ontology annotation, molecular function: nucleoside diphosphate kinase activity.
CCACCUUUUGGGGUUAAGCUGAACUAAAGCUCUCCACGUUGAAGGGUUGGAAAUAAAUUUCUGUUUAUUUUCAUGAUUUUACUGCAUACAACGUCCAUAAAUCAUUGCUUAAGCUCAGUAAAAUCAUGGCGACAUUACAGCUGACCCUUGCUAUCCUCAAACCAGAUAUUGUUGCAAGACCACAUGUUGUGAAAGAAAUCAAAGACAUCAUCCUUCAAAACAGGUUUCUGUUUGUGAGAAGCAAAGUGAUGCAUCUGAAUAAAGAACAAGCAGGUAGCUUCUAUGGAGAACAUAAAGGAAAGUUCUUCCAUAAUCGACUUGUAACAUAUAUGUCUGGGGGACCGCUCAGUGCCCAUAUCUUAGCAAGGGAAGAUGCUAUAAAACACUGGAGGACACUAAUGGGACCAACCAAGGUUUUUAAGACGAUCCAUGAAGCUCCUGAUACCAUUCGAGGACGAUUUGGCCUGACUGAUACAAGGAAUUCCACACAUGGCUCGGAUUCACCGGAGUCUGCCAAAAAGGAGAUCAACUUUUUCUUUCCUGAGUUCUCAUUCGAUGGAUGGCACCGUAACGAGGCAUUGUUCCAGAAUGCAAACUUUGAUUUUGACGUUGAAAGAACAAUCCAUGUGCUUGAUCGAGCCAUUAAUCUUGACGUUUCAUUUGAGGAAAGAUUUUGGCAUAAAACGGACAAGUUACCAAUGCCUCCUAACUCGUGAUGGAGAUCUAUGGACAUUUCCUUCUGAACUUAACUGUCUUCCUCUUGAGGAGUACGUGUGUCUCAUUGUAGAUGAAUCUUCUGCUCUGUGGCUUAUUCCUGCAUUCUGAUUGAGACGUUGUCCUCAAAAUACCAAUUUACUUACAACUGUUUACCAUGGAAUCUCUCGACAACAACUCUGAAACUGGAGAAUAAUGUGUAACCAUUAAACUUAGUUUUCCAA